CGCUGCGUAGGAGGUGGUUCUCCGUGCACUGCCCGUAGAUGUUUACGGGGAGACAAGCGGGGACAUUCUGAAAGGAAACAAGGACGCAGACUGAGCGCUCACAAACAGGGAGGAUGCUGGUGGUGGAGGUGGCGAACGGCCGCUCCCUGGUGUGGGGGGCCGAAGCGGUGCAGGCGCUGCGUGAGCGUCUGGGCGUGGGGGGCCGCACGGUGGGCGCUCUGCCCCGCGGCCCCCGCCAGAACUCGCGCUUGGGCCUCCCGCUGCUGCUGAUGCCUGAGGAGGCACGGCUGUUGGCCGAGAUCGGCGCCGUGACCCUGGUCAGCGCCCCGCGCCCGGAUCCCCGCAGCCACGGCCUGGCUCUGGCAUCAUUCAAGCGCCAGCAAGAGCAGGGCUUCCAGGAGCAAAGCGCCUUAGCAGCUGAGGCCCGUGAGAACCGUCGUCAGGAGCUCCUGGAGAAGAUCACAGAGGGCCAGGCUGCGAAGAAGCAGAAGCUAGAACAGGAUUCAGGGGCUGGUGGGAGCCAGGAGGCUGCUGGGAGCCAAGCUGUUGGAGAGAACGAGGCCAAUGCUAGCCAGGGUUCCAAAGAGAACGAGGAAGCAGGUUCUUCCUCUUCCCUAGGUUCCUCCUCUUACCAACCAGGGCCUUCAGAUGGGGCAGCCCCCUUGCCUAGGUCUGCUCUGCUUGUUCAGCUGGCCACUGCCAGGCCUCGGCCCAUCAAGGCUAGACCCCUGGACUGGCGUGUCCAGUCCAAAGACUGGCCCCAUGCUGGCCGUCCCACCCACGAGCUGCGCUAUAGCAUUUACAGAGACCUAUGGGAGCGAGGCUUCUUCCUCAGUGCUGCUGGCAAGUUCGGCGGCGACUUCCUGGUCUAUCCUGGUGACCCGCUACGUUUCCAUGCUCACUACAUUGCUCAGUGCUGGGGUGCUGAGGACCCAAUCCCACUCCAGGACCUGGUUUCUGCUGGCCGCCUCGGAACCAGCGUCAGAAAGACCCUGCUCCUUUGUUCACCGCAGCCUGAUGGUAAGGUGGUGUACACCUCCCUGCAGUGGGCCAGCCUGCAGUGAACUCCAAAGGCCUAGGAUAAUGAUGUGGCUAUGUCUGCGGCAAGAGCCUUUCUAGAAGUUCCCGAGCUCAUCUCCGCGUGGCAGGCUAGAACGUCCUCCUACCUCGCUCUGUGGUUAGUUUCAAUUCCAGGUUUUUAAACACUAUGUCUUUCUUAUAUCCCUCCCUGUUUCAAAGCACUUAUUGGCUGCAGUAUUUUUGUAGUUAUCUAUUUCCAACUGUUUAUCUCUUAAACUAUGAGCUUCUUGAGUAUGAGGGCUGGGUUUGAUUCAUCUCUGUUUUCCACAGGGCCUAGCUCCCAGGAAGUCUCAAUAAACUUGUUGAAUAAAUGUCAAGUCUGAUUUGAAUCCAUACAACAACCUUGGGAAGUGUGGUAUUUUCAUCCGCGUACACAAAUGAGAAGAGGGCAGUGGUGGUUAAGGGGUGGAAUUCUUGCCUUCCAUGAGGAGACCUGAGUUUGAUUCCUGGCCAACGCACCUCGAGCACAGCCACCACCCAUUUGUCAGUGGAGGCUUGCAUGUUGCUAUGAUGCUGAACAGGGUUCUGCAGAGCUUCUAGACUAAGACUAGAAAGAAAGGCCUGGCAGUCUACUUCCGAAAUAUCAGUCAACGAAAACCCUAUGGAUUACAACGGACCAAUCCCAUUUUACAUGGGGUUGCCAUGAGUUGGGCCAGCUAGCAAUAACAACAUACAGAUGAGAAAAAGGCUUGGAGGAGAGGGAAAUGACUUGCCCAAGGUCACACAGCUAGGAAGUAUCAGAGCUGGGAUUUAAUACCUGGUCUUUUUGUCUCCCAAUUCUGACCUCUUCCCACCAUACUAAACUUCCUUUCAUAAAGCUUUUUAAAAACGUUUCAGAUGUGUACAAAAAGAUAAAGAACACAGCAUAAAGAAAAGAAGGAAGUGAGUGCUGUCAUUUCAAGAUAGGAGUUUGGAGUGGGGAGGGGAGUAUCAGGAAGGACACCUGGGGUUUCUGGGAUGCUGACAGUGUACUUGGCUUGGGUAGUGUUUAUUCAGGUAUUUGAUAAUUUUUUUUUUUUUUAAAUACUAUACAUUUAUAUUUUAGAUCUUUUUUUAAUGGGUCUAUUCCAUAAGUGGAAACCUUGGUUGCAUAGUGGUUAAGUGCUACGGCUGCUAAGCAAAGGGUCGGCAGUUCAAAUACGCCAGGUACUCCUUGGAAACUCUAUGGGGCAGUUCUACUCUGUCCUGUAGGGUCACUAUGAGUCGGAAUUGACUCAACAGCACUGGGUUUGGUUUGGUUUUGGUUUAUUCCAUAAGUAAGAAGCCCUGGUAGUGCAGUGGUUAAGUUCUUGGCUAGCUGAAAGGCUGGCAGUUUGAACCUACCAGCGGCUCCUUGGGAGAAAAGACCUGGCUAUCUGCACGCAUAAAGAUUACAGCCUAGAAAUCUGUAUGGGACAGUUCUGCUCUGUCACGUUGGGUUGCUGUGAGUCAAAAAUCGAUGGCACCUGACAACAAUAACAUUCCAUAAGUUUUACAAAAGGUAAAGCCUAUAUAUGUAUAAAAUGUCUAUAUAAAACAAAAUUAACCUUUCUGCUUAAGAAAUUGUCAGAUGACCAUCCCAACUGCCAAUAUUUGAACAUACACCUAAACAGUCCAGCUUUAUCGGCACGGAUUUCCUUAGUGUAAUAUAUACACCUAGUAGAAAAUUCUGUGACUGAAUGUCUCUACCUCUGGUUCCCCAAUUUCUUUCACCAGAGGCAGCCCCUGCCUCCAGAGUCAAGAUGUGCAUUACAUUUAGAAAGAAACCGGAUAGCUUCCCUUUUUUACCUUUCCUAGACAGUCCUGCGGGAAGAAAUCUAAGAUGAAAGAUUUGUGACUAGCAAGUAAAUUCAUGCCACUGCGGAGAGAUGGAAUUAGAAUAUGAUUCUGAAUGUAUCAAACACACCACACUUUAAAAAUAUAUAUGUUUUAUUGUGGUAAAACAUAUAACACAAGACAUUUGCCAUUUUAACCAUUUUUAAGCGUGCAAUUCAGUGACAUUGAACAAUUACCACUAACAUUACUACUAACCAUUUCCAAAUGUUUUCCAUCACCCUAAACAGAAACAAAUUAUUCCUUAAGCAAUAACUCCCCCUACCCUCCUCCUUCCAAACCAAACCAAACCUGCGGCUGUCCAGUUGAUUCCAGCUCAUCGAGUUUCCAAGGCUGUGACUCUGGAAAAGCAGGUUGCCAAAUCUUUCUUCCUUGGAGCUGCUGGUAGUUGAUUGCUUUAACCACUGUGCCACCAGGGCUCCCUCUUGCCUCCAAUCCCUGGUAAUCACUAACCUCCUUUGGCCUCUACGCAUUUGCCUGCUGUGGAUAUUUCAUAUAAGUGGGGUUAUCCAAUAUUGCUUUUGAGUCUGACUAAUUUCACUCAGCAUAAUGUAUUCAAGGUUCAUCCAUGCCAUAGCACGUGUCAGAACUUCAUUUCUCUUUAUGGCUGAGUAAUAUUCCAUUGUAUGUAUGUGCCACGUUUUAUUUAUCUAUUCAUCUCUUGUUGGACACUUGGGUUGUUCCACCUUAUAACGAAUAUUUUUAAAUGGUCCCUAAGUGCUUGGCUGCUAACCUAAAGAUUGGUUUGAACCCACCAGCUGUUCCAUGAGAGAAAGAUGUGGCAGUCUGCUUCUUUACAGAUUUACAGCCUUGGAAACCCUGUGGGGCAGUUCUACUCUGUCCUAUAGGGUCGCUAUGAGUUGGAUUCAACUCGACGUCAGUGAGUUUUUGGUUUUUACUUUCCUGUAAGGUUCCUAAACCCAUUGCUGUCAAGGUUUCCAAGGCUGUAAACCUUUACAGAAGCAGACUGCCACAUAUUUCUCCUCCAGAGUGGCUGGUGGGUUCGAAGCACUGACCUUUUGGUUACUAGCCAAGCACUUAACCACUGUGCCGCCGCCAGGACACCUUGAAAGGUCCCUGGGUGGCGCAAAUGGCUUGCGUUCGACUAUUAACCCAAAGGCUGACCAUUUGAACCCACCCAGUUGGCUGUGGGAGAAAGGCCUGGCCAUCUGCUUCUGUAAAGAUUAUAGACAAGAGAACCCUAUGGAGCAGUUCUACUCUGUAACACAUGGGUCUGAAUCAACUCCGCAGCAAUUUUUUUUUUUUUUUUGGGUCGGGGGCGCCUGUGUGCAGAGUGAAAUUGGAGGCUGUAAGGAAGCUGCUGCUCUGGUCCUGGAGGGAAAGGAUGAGCCCUAACCUGGGGCCUGGCCUGGGGAGAUAGAGAGGGGGAGGAAUAAGACAGAAAGGACAGGAUUUGAGUACUAAUGGACCACAGCCAGAGGGUGAGAGGUGGGGGUCUGAGAGUGAGGACAACAUCAAAGUUUUACUCCUGGAUUAUGGGACAGAUGAUGAGAGUAUUCCUUGGCUAGAAAGUCUAGAGAGAAAAACAAAUUUUUAGGCACAGAUCAGGAGCUUUGUUUGGGAUGUGGUGAGUCCAAAGGUAGUAGGCACAGAGGUAGUGGUUUAGAAGACUGGGGUGGAGACUAUCUAUGGAAAAAGAACAUAAAGAUGAUGCACUUGGUUAUUUAUUCAUACCUUGAACAAUUUAUUGACUGUCAACAACGGGCCAUUAUGUAGAUCAAUUCCUUGUCCUGAUCAGUAAUUAUUUGUUGCAUAAAUGAAUGAAUGAGGUCUAUGUUGAAGGAGAACUACUUCUAAAAAAAAAAAAAUUUUUUUUUUUUUUUUUUUAGCAAAAAGACACUAAGUGAUGAUUCCAGGUAUGACAAAAUUUCUACCAAGUUUUUAAUGCUUGUCUACAAAAAGCAAGGAUGAUGGUUGAACAGCAUGAUUAACAUAUUUUAAUGUCACUGAAUUGCACAUGUGAAGAUCUGUUGAAAUGGCAAACGUUUUGUUAUCUAUAUAAGUACCACAAUAAUAAUAAUUAAAAUAGAGCAAGGAAAGCAAAAAUGAAAUAGUAUCAAGAUGGAAAGGUGAGCAAAUCAGAAGUGAAAUUUCAAUUCGUCCUAGCUUUCUGCACCCACUCCGGAGACAUUUGUAGUCAGGGUUCAAAAGGAUUGACUUUUGGUUAGGCUUCAGGCUCACAUUCUGGGUAGGACAGACUCCAUUAUUCAUAGACUCAGUUGAACAUCUGACCUCGAAGGAGCUUUAUUUCCGAAGCCCCUACGUUUUCAGGGCCAUUUCAGAGAGAAUGGAAUAAAGUGUGGAGGUAAUUACUCCAACAUUUAUACCACGACUCAGAGGCAGGGUUGGCACCCUGACCUCUUGAACACUACGCUAGUUUGCGUGACUAAACCGUCUCCAAAAAAAAAAAAAAACCCAAGCACGUUGCCAUCCCGUCGUUU
Loxodonta africana (African savanna elephant) is the source of this 5354-nucleotide messenger RNA. It is a transcript of the gene TSEN34, whose product is annotated as tRNA splicing endonuclease subunit 34. The transcript has 5 exons. NCBI's taxonomy places the organism in Eukaryota, Metazoa, Chordata, Mammalia, Proboscidea, Elephantidae. Gene Ontology annotation, cellular component: tRNA-intron endonuclease complex. Gene Ontology annotation, biological process: tRNA-type intron splice site recognition and cleavage; tRNA splicing, via endonucleolytic cleavage and ligation. Gene Ontology annotation, molecular function: nucleic acid binding; tRNA-intron lyase activity. The record is from RefSeq and is a predicted model, not a curated record. The coding region runs from base 114 to 1064 and encodes 316 amino acids.